AUGGUACCAGCAGCUUCUACAUCGCCGACUCAAUUAACUCAAAAAGCUUUUAAUGCUUGUGAAUAUGCUCGUGAAUUAAAGCGUAAUAAUUUAGCAGAUAUUAUUCGUCAACGAUCAAGACUUCCAUCAUUGAAACAACGGUUUGCUCGUAUGUUGCAAUGCAAUGAUGUUCGCCGUUGUGAUACAUUUAUACAGCGUCUUCGCAAUGAAACUAGACAACGCAGUUUAGCUAAAGAUGGUCUAUUUUUUGCAGCACAAAUCGGUUCCAUACGUCUAUUAGACUAUUUUUUAACACAUUGGAAAAUCGAUAUUAAUACACAACAGUCAAGUAAUGACCAUUUCAUAACAACACCUUUAUUAACAGCUAUAACAUAUAAUCAAAGCGAAGCCGCAAAAUUUUUAUUAUUUCGUCAUGCCGACCCCAGUGUAAAAGGGCAAUAUGAUAAUGCACUUGUUACUGCAUUUCACUAUCAAUCAAGUAACGAUUUAAUACGUUUACUACUUGAUAAAAAUGUUGAUUUAACAGCUAAACAUCCCGAUUAUACAAAAUUAAGUUUACGAGAAUACUGUGUAUUAACAAAUCGUAUAAGAGCUAAAACUGAACUUGAUUCCUAUAUAGUACGUUUAAUUAACAAUGGAAAUUAUAAAAGAUUAAAAUGGCUUGUUGACCAUGGUUAUAAACAUAUUAAUGUACAUGUUAGUUUCAAGCGAAAUGGACGGCAAUUAGCUAAAGAAAGAUAUUAUGAAAGAAUUGUGAAACUAAUCGAUGACGUGGAAAAUUCAAAGACGAAAGCAAGAAAAAAAAUGAAUUAUUAA
Messenger RNA from Rotaria socialis, 816 nucleotides. The record is from the annotation of a GenBank genome assembly. Lineage: Eukaryota; Metazoa; Rotifera; Eurotatoria; Philodinida; Philodinidae.